ACCGCCAAUUCAAAGAAAAAGAAGAAGAAAAAGAGAAAGAAGAGAGGAAACCAGGACACAAAAUGUCAACCCCACCAAUAGCUUCAGUCUCCGCUUCCCCACCGGCAAAGCGUCAAAAGCCGUCCAGCGGCCAACGUACGGGCCACCGGUCCGCCUACCGCUCGGAUCCAAUGCGCCAGGGACUCCCGCAGAAGAAACACUACCGGCAGCGCGCGCACGCUAACCCGUUCUCGGACCAUCAGUUGGUGUACCCUCCAUGCCCAGCGGACAUGGACUGGGGCAAGCACUUUUCCUCCUCACCCGCCACCCCCGAAGAGAGAAAGGUAGAAGUGGCGGACAUCGGCUGCGGCUUUGGCGGGCUAAUAAUAUCCCUGCCAAAAGUCCUCCCGGGAGUGCGCAUGCUGGGUAUGGAAAUAAGGACCCAAGUGACGGAAUACGUGGACGAGAGGAUCCGCGCACUGCGACACCUAGAGGGCGGGGAAGCGUACGGGGACGUUGGCGUGAUAAGGGCGAACGCUAUGAAGUUCCUGCCGAAUUUUUUCGAGAGGUCUCAAUUGCGGAAGGUGUUCUUGUGCUUUCCAGAUCCGCAUUUCAAAGCUAGGAAGCACAAAGCUAGGAUUGUAUCGUAUGUACUCUUUUCCCUGCUCCCGCGGUCGAGGGGUUGUGUGAUUGAUAUGUGCUAGGCCUACGUUGGCGAGCGAGUAUGCCUACGUACUUGCGCCCGCUGGCGUCUUGUAUACCAUCACUGACGUGGAGGAUUUGCACCUCUGGAUGGCGAAGCAUCUUGAUGAGCAUCCGUUGUUUGAGAGGUUGACUGGGGAGGAGAUUGAAAGCGAUAUGUGCGUUGCCGUGAUGAGGAAUGACACUGAGGAGGGGAAGAAGGUUGAGAGGAAUGGGGGGAGGAAAUUUGUGGCGUGUUGGAAGAGGCGGGUGGAUCCGGAGUGGGUGGAGUAGGCGGUUCCCGCAGAUUUUUAUAUAUUAUAGAGGGGGUAGAAGUGUCGACGGCGCGGGGCACAGUACGAUGGAUGGAUGGAUCAGUGGUGCACUAUGAUUGUGCGAGGCUGCGCCUGAAUAUAUAACAUCGUGCAUAUCCCCUCGG
Tuber aestivum (summer truffle) is the source of this 1099-nucleotide messenger RNA. Lineage: Eukaryota; Fungi; Ascomycota; Pezizomycetes; Pezizales; Tuberaceae. The record is from the annotation of a GenBank genome assembly.